Messenger RNA from Ichthyophthirius multifiliis, 588 nucleotides. Its product is annotated as phospholipase carboxylesterase family protein, putative. Gene Ontology annotation, cellular component: cytoplasm. The record is from RefSeq and is a predicted model, not a curated record. The transcript has 2 exons. Gene Ontology annotation, biological process: protein depalmitoylation. Gene Ontology annotation, molecular function: carboxylic ester hydrolase activity; palmitoyl-(protein) hydrolase activity. NCBI's taxonomy places the organism in Eukaryota, Ciliophora, Oligohymenophorea, Hymenostomatida.
AUGGAACCUUAGCUAUUUUUGAGAUAUUUCUUAAUGAAUCCUUUAAAAGAUGCUUUAAAGGAUUUCAAAAUAGUAAUUCCUAAAGCUCCAACAAGAAACAUGACAUAUCAUAAGAAAUAAAUGAUUUCAUGGUUUGAUAUAAAAACAUAUGAAAAUGCUUUUACAAUUCCUUUUGAUGAUGCAUUUUCUAAAGCAGACGUAGAAGACAGCUAUUAAAGAUUAGAACGUAUAAUUAAAUAAGAAUUAUAACUUUUAAAUAAUGAUUAUUAGAAGCUAUUUAUUGGUGGAUUUAGUUAAGGAUGUGGAAUGAGUAUUUAUACUGCUUUUAGACUUCCAUUUAAUAUUGGAGGUGUAAUUGGUAUUGCAGGCUACUAUUUUGAAAUAACUAGUUAUGAUAAUAAAAGAGAUAUUAAAAUGCUUAUAGCUCAUGGGAAUAAUGAUUAAAUUAGACCUUGGGAAUAAGUAAAAAUUAGUUAUGAUAAAGAUAUUGGAUCUCAAAAUGUUAAAAUAGUUGAAAAUAUGGCUCAUGAAAUGGAUAAUUAUAAAGUAAGGCUUUUAAUAGCGGAUUUUAUCAAGGCUAAUCUUUGA